AUGCCAUUGUCAAUGUCAGAAGCUAGUGCUUCCCCAACUACAAGUGUGACUCCACUGACUGUAUCUGGAGCUACCACAAUCCCCAGUAAAUCUCUGGUCCUCAGUGCUAUCAAUACUCUGCGUAAUUCCAGAGAGUCACAGCUCAAUGAAUCGGUAAAGGUGGUGAAUGUCACCUAUGAAAAAAUCUCAGAAACCUCCUAUGCUGUGGUCUUUACAUUUAAUGUGAUUAACAUCAGCAUGCCAGAGGACCCUGAGUCUAAAGCCAACACCUACCUGCAAGUGCAAGAUACCAUCAAUAAUGCGCUGAACACUCUUCUGAAUGAACCUGGCAGUCCAAGUUUACAACCCAAGACCUCCAACUUCACAUCUGGAUCAGCAAUGGUCACAAGCAAGCUGGUGUUCAACUCCUCAUCUCCAGUCCCCGGUGAAUCUCUGGUCCUCAGUGCAAUCAAUACUCUGCGUAAUUCCAGACAGUCACAGCUCAAUGAAUCGGUGAAGGUGGUGAAUGUCACCUAUGAGAAAAUCUCAGAAACCUCCUAUGCUGUGGUCUUUACAUUUAACGUGAUUAACAUCAGCAUGCCAGAGGACCCUAAGUCUAGAGGCAACACCAACCAGCAAGUGCAGGAUACCAUCAAUAAAGCGCUGAACACUCUUCUGAAUGAACCUGGCAGUCUAAGUUUACAACCCAAGACCUCCAACUUCACGAGCACUUCAAACCAGAUUGAUGGCAGGAUGGAAUACACCUUCCAGGAUGGAGAUGUCAUACAACCAGUCAGCUUCCUCAAUGAGCUACGUUUACCCACCACUACAACAGUGUUUCCGGAAGCAACAACCAAAAAAUCAAUAAUUGAGAAAUCUGGUUCAGCAGUGGUCACAAGCAAGCUUUUGUUCAACUCCUCAUCUCCAGUCCCCAGUGAAUCUCUGGUCCUCAAUGCAAUCAAAACUCUGCGUAAUUCAAGAGAGUCACAGCUCAAUGAAUCGGUGAAGGUGGUGAAUGUCACCUAUGAGAAAAUCUCAGAGACCUCCUAUGCUGUGUUCUUUACAUUUAACGUGAUUAACAUCAGCAUGCCAGAGGACCCUAAGUCUAGAGGCAACACCAACCAACAAGUGCAGGAUACCAUCAAUAAUGCGCUGAACACUCUUCUGAAUGAACCUGGCAGUCCAAGUUUACAACCCAAGACUUCCAACUUCACGAGCACUUCAAACCAGAUUGAUGGCAGGAUGGAAUACACCUUCCAGGACGGAGAUGUCAUACAACCAGUCAGUUUCCUCAAUGAGCUACGUCUACCCACCACUACAACAGUGUUUCCCGAAACAACAUUUGGUUUCUCUGUGACUCCUUCAAACCUCAUAUCUGGAUCAGCAGUGGUCAAAAGCAAGCUGGUGUUCAACUCCUCAUCUCCAGUCCCCAGUGAAUCUUUGGUCCUCAAUGCAAUCAAAACUCUGCGUAAUUCCAGAGAGUCAAAGCUCAAUGAAUCGGUGAAGGUGGUGAAUGUCACCUAUGAGAAAAUCUCAGAAACCUCCUAUGCUGUGGUUUUUACAUUUAACGUCAUUAACAUCAGUAUGCCAGAGGACCCUAAGUCUAGAGGAAACACCAACCAACAAGUGCAGGAUACCAUCAAUAAUGCGCUGAACACUCUUCUGAACGAACCUGGUAGUCCAACUUUACAACCCAAGUCAUCAAACUUCACGAUCACUUCAAACCAGAUUGAUGGCAGGAUGGAAUACAGCUUCCAGGAUGGAGAUGUCAUACAACCAGUCAGUUUCCUCAAUGAGCUACGUCUACCCACCACUACAACAGUGUUUCCCGAAACGACAUUUGGUUUCUCUGUGACUCCUUCAAACCUCAUAUCUGGAUCAGCAGUGGUCAAAAGCAAGCUGGUGUUCAACUCCUCAUCUCCAGUCCCCAGUGAAUCUCUGGUCCUCAAUGCAAUCAAAACUCUGCGUUAUUCCAGAGAGUCACAGCUCAAUGAAUCGGUGAAGGUGGAGAAUGUCACCUAUGAGAAAAUCUCAGAAACCUCCUAUGCUGUGUUCUUUACAUUUAACGUGAUUAACAUCAGCAUGCCAGAGGACCCUAAGUCUAGAGGCAACACCAACCAGCAAGUGCAGGAUACCAUCAAUAAAGCGCUGAACACUCUUCUGAAUGAACCUGGCAGUCUAAGUUUACAACCCAAGACCUCCAACUUCACGAGCACUUCAAACCAGAUUGAUGGCAGGAUGGAAUACACCUUCCAGGAUGGAGAUGUCAUACAACCAGUCAGCUUCCUCAAUGAGCUACGUCUACCAACCACUACAACAGUGUUUCCGGAAGCAACAACCAGUGUUUCUGUUACUACUCCCAAUCUCAUAUCUGGUUCAGCAGUGGUCACAAGCAAGCUUUUGUUCAACUCCUCAUCUCCAGUCCCCAGUGAAUCUCUGGUCCUCAAUGCGAUGAAAACUCUGCGUAAUUCAAGAGAGUCACAGCUCAAUGAAUCGGUGAAGGUGGUGAAUGUCACCUAUGAGAAAAUCUCAGAAACCUCCUAUGCUGUGGUCUUUACAUUUAACGUCAUUAACAUCAGUAUGCCAGAGGACCCUAAGUCUAGAGGAAACACCAACCAACAAGUGCAGGAUACCAUCAAUAAUGCGCUGAACACUCUUCUGAACGAACCUGGCAGUCCAACUUUACAACCCAAGUCAUCAAACUUCACGAUCACUUCAAACCAGAUUGAUGGCAGGAUGGAAUACACCUUCCAGGACGGAGAUGUCAUACAACCAGUCAGUUUCCUCAAUGAGUUACGUCUACCAACCAGUACAACAGUGUUUCCCGAAACAACAUUUGGUUUCUCUGUGACUCCUUCAAACCUCAUAUCUGGAUCAGCAGUGGUCAAAAGCAAGCUGGUGUUCAACUCCUCAUCUCCAGUCCCCAGUGAAUCUCUGGUCCUCAAUGCAAUCAAAACUCUGCGUAAUUCCAGAGAGUCACAGCUCAAUGAAUCGGUGAAGGUGGUGAAUGUCACCUAUGAGAAAAUCUCAGAAACCUCCUAUGCUGUGGUCUUUACAUUUAACGUCAUUAACAUCAGUAUGCCAGAGGACCCUAAGUCUAGAGGAAACACCAACCAACAAGUGCAGGAUACCAUCAAUAAUGCGCUGAACACUCUUCUGAAUGAACCUGGCAGUCCAACUUUACAACCCAAGACUUCCAACUUCACGAGCACUUCAAACCAGAUUGAUGGCAGGAUGGAAUACACCUUCCAGGAUGGAGAUGUCAUACAACCAGUCAGUUUCCUCAAUGAGCUACGUCUACCAACCACUACAACAGUAUCUGGUUCAGCAGUGGUCACAAGCAAGCUGGUGUUCAACUCCUCAUCUCCAGUCCCCAGUGAAUCUCUGGUCCUCAAUGCAAUCAAAACUCUGCGUAAUUCAAGAGAGUCACAGCUCAAUGAAUCGGUGAAGGUGGUGAAUGUCACCUAUGAGAAAAUCUCAGAAACCUCCUAUGCUGUGGUCUUUACAUUUAACGUCAUUAACAUCAGUAUGCCAGAGGACCCUAUGUCUAGAGGCAACACCAACCAACAAGUGCAGGAUACCAUCAAUAAUGCGCUGAACACUCUUCUGAACGAACCUGGCAGUCCAAAUUUACAACCCAUGUCAUCAAACUUCAAGAAUACAUUAAAUCAGAUUGAGGGCAGUAUGGCGUACAUCUUCCAAGAUACAGGUGCCAUAAAACCAGUCAGCUUCUUACAGGCACUUAAUUCAUUGACAGUCUUAACGACAGCCAGCACUCUGACAACAAGCGCAACUUCUCCACCAACAUUGUUGGGGAAAGUUUAUAUAAAUAUUCGAUUGGUAUUUAACACAUUGGGCCAAAUACCAAGUGAAACUAUCAUUCUACAGUUGGCCAAAUCUUUGAUUGGCCCACGUUACAGAACUAAAGAUGUCUCAACACCAACCCAAGAUGCGAGCCUUAUGAAUGUCACCUAUACAAGAAUUAAUGAUACCUCCUAUGCGCUCACAUUUGGAUUUGAAAUCAGCAAUAUAUCCAUAGCUGAGAAAAUUGAACUAAGGAAUGAAACUUACACUUCAAUCAAAAGCACUAUAAAUGAAUUGCUUAUCGAAAUCCUAAAGGACCCCUCAGCUUCUCAGUUUGAUCUCCAUCACGUUGAAUUCAAGGAUAAUAGCACAGUAAUUCUGGCCAGUGUUCAGUAUGUUUUCUCAGAAAGUGACUUGAACACAAACAGCACCUUUGUCCAGAAAAUAUUCAAAGCUAAUGAAGGUAUUACCACAUCCACACCUGCCUUGACGACAGCCAGCACUCUGACAACAACUUCUCCACCAAACUUGCUUGGGAAAGUGAUCAUAUACAUCAGGCUUGUGUUUAGAACGCGGGGUACUAUACCAAGUCAGAGUAACGUUAUUCAUGUAGCUAACACUCUGUUGAAUGGAAUGAAACUGAGAACUAAACGAGCCCUUACAACAAAAGAUCUGACUGAACUUGUGAGCUUUGUGAAUGUCACCUAUACAAAAAUUGAUGAUACUUCCUUCUCUCUUAACUUUGGAUUUGAAAUCAGCAAUGUGUCCAUCUCUGAGAAACUUGAAUUCAGGAAUGAGACCUACAAAGUGAUCCAGAACUAUAUUAAUUCAUUUGUAUCCACAAUACUAAAUAAAACAACAACUACUGACUUUAAUUUCAAUCAAAUCAUUUUCAAGGGUAAUUCCACUGUGAUUGAGGCCAGCGUAGAGUAUGUCUUCACAGACACUGACAUCGGCAGUUUCGGCUUGGUCACAACUUUGCUCGGACUUACUACAACAGCCGCUCCAACCACCUUUUACCCCACAAUUCUGCACACUACAAUCUCAAAUAACAGUACUAAUGCAGCAUGGAUUGUGGCAAUCAUUGUCCCCUGUGCUAUUGUCAUCGGGCUCGUACCUUGCUGGAUUCUUCUUUGUUGUUUGCUGUGUGGUUGCUGUGCAGCAAUCAGAAGACGUUGGCACAGAAGACGGUCAUACAAUGUGCAGUACACCACUCGAAACAGUCUCUUCUAGAGAUAUUCAAAAACAAACUUUGACACAUAAAAGUUUAUUAAUUUUCCUGUAUUGCUGGGCAUACCUGACCUCUCCAAAUGUGAUGCAACUUUGAUUAAAAAAAAAGACUAUUUAUGGAAUGAUUUUAUUUAUUUGUAAAUUCUGUUAUGUAAAGUAAUGAUGAUCUUGCUUUCUAAAUGAAAGAUUUAUUUGGUAGUAUGUAUCUAAUGUUAAGGGAAAAAGGUAGAAUGUGUUUAUUCACACUUCAUGUACUUUAUCUUUAUCUAAAAUAAUAUAUUGCACCCUGAUGACAUAUGUAUGUGCCAUUCCACAAUUAAUGU
Molecule: messenger RNA, 5336 nt
Organism: Cyprinus carpio (common carp)
Lineage: Eukaryota; Metazoa; Chordata; Actinopteri; Cypriniformes; Cyprinidae
Product: mucin-5AC-like
Source: RefSeq, a predicted model, not a curated record